Molecule: messenger RNA, 4647 nt
Organism: Laetiporus sulphureus 93-53
Lineage: Eukaryota; Fungi; Basidiomycota; Agaricomycetes; Polyporales; Laetiporaceae
Exons: 12
Coding region: 1-4647 (1548 amino acids)
Biological process (GO): protein ubiquitination
Cellular component (GO): CCR4-NOT complex
Molecular function (GO): DNA binding; RNA binding; ubiquitin-protein transferase activity
Source: RefSeq, a predicted model, not a curated record
AUGGAAGACCCCGAGCUUGCUGCUAUCCGAGCUGCUAGAAUGAGCCAGCUGAAGCAGAACGCAGCUCAAGGGGGAGGGAGCGAGGGCGGGGAAGAGGAAAGCAAGCGGGCAGCCGAGGAGCAGAUGCGUAGAGACUUAUUGGCCACUGUCUUGGACCACGCUGCAAGGGAACGACUGGCGCGGAUAGCGUUGGUCAGUCCUCAGAGAUCUCAACAGAUCGAGGCGAUUCUCUUGCGAAUGGCUCAGACUGGGCAAUUGCGCGGGCGAGUUACGGAGGAACAAUUGAUUGAGUUGCUUGAGCAGGCAGAUGACGCGCAAUCCAAAUCAGCACCCAAGAAGGGUACCAUCGUAGUGCGUACUCGGAAUCCCUUCCUUUGCAGCACCGUCAAUUACUUAAUACCUUCUAGUUCCAACGAAGGAAAGGGAGCAUCGAUGAUGAUUUUGACCUCUAGCUUUCGCCGAACAUCGCAUUCACGUAUAAUUCUAUUCGCAAUGUCUUCUCGUGUACACCCGCACUCGCCACUGCCAGCGCCUGCCCUACACGCUGCUAAUCCUUCUACUCAAUCCAAGUCGCAUGUCCUCGCUGGUGUUCAGGACGCGUACUGGAGCGAUGACGAGGCUGAUGAUGCGGAAUGUCCACUCUGUCUCGAAGAGAUGGACAUCUCGGACCUCAACUUCAAGCCGUGCCCUUGUGGGUACCAGAUCUGUCGUUUCUGCUGGCACCACAUCAAGGAGAACCUCAAUGGACGGUGCCCAGCUUGCAGGCGAGUGUAUACCGAUGAGGCCGUCCAAUUCAAGCCCAUCAAUAAGGAAGACCACAAGCGCUUGACGCAACAGAAAAAGCAGAGAGAGCGUGAACGUAAAGAGCUUGAUGCUCUGGGCAGGCGUCAUCUGGCAAAUGUCCGGGUCGUGCAGCGCAACGUGGUGUACGUGGUGGGAAUGGGACCUCGUUAUGCUAAGGAAGAGUUGAUCCCCACUCUGCGCUCAAGCGAAUAUUUUGGCCAGUAUGGGAAGAUAUCCAAGAUCGUCAUCGUCAAGCGUACUUCGCCCGGUGGCCGUGCUCCUGUCGUCGGGCUCUAUAUCACGUAUCAUCGGCGUGAAGAUGCUGCUCGUGCGAUUGCCGCCGUUGAUGGUGCGCCAUCGCCUGGUGGCGGGAACGAGAUUAUGAGGGCCAGCUAUGGUACAACGAAGUACUGCAUGGCCUUCUUGCGUGGUGCCUCGUGUCCCGACCAUGGCUGUAUGAAUCUUCAUGAGUGGGGUGAUGAAAAAGAUUGCUUCACAAAGGAGGACUUGACCACGCUCAAACAUACAAUGAAGGACACAGAGAACAGGCUACGGACUACGACAGUCAUGCGGAAAGUUGAUGAGGCCGAUGCUGGCUUGCCUCGCGGAGCUUCCUGGGGUAAUAAAAGCUCGACCCAUAUUGCUUCCAAUGCACUGCACAAUCAUACAAAUAUGUCGCAGAGUGUGACACGUCAGACAAGACGCGGCGCUACGAGCACCAGACAACAACGGUCAGGAUCAACAACAACUGGCGCAAUGGAAAGCCGUACGUUAGGAAGAGAUCGCAAAGCUGCUGCGACUGCGGGCAAGGCACCGUCGGUGUCGUCGUCGUCUCGCCCUGCUACGCCAGCUAUCAACCGACCUGCCACCCCCAGCGCUGCCAGGGCAACGAAGCCAAAGGAGUCUGUACAGCAGCAGCAGCCUACUCGCUCACCUACAGUCUCUACUGCAGUGGUGUCUGAUCGUGUAUCAACCGGACGGGACGUGCCUGCUUCUCCGAUGCCCGCUCGUCAACCUGUCGCGAAGUUGCCCUCUGUAUCACUAGGUAUCCCCGUCGUCCCUCCUGGAUUGCCGCCACCUCCAGGCCUCCCUGCACCGUCCCGCACCACAUCGGCUGUAUCAUCACCGGCCCUGAUUUCUAUGCAACCUGUACCAUCCUCAUCGUAUCAGAUGUCCACGCAAGCACAGGCGCUAAUGGAGGACAUCAAAGCGCGACGCGAGAUGCCCGCCUCUUCUACUGAACGGAGUCCGUUCCCCGAUUUCGAUCGUAUGCUGCAGACACUUAGCGGAGACGAUGGUUCGUAUGGUGGUUUCAGCUUCAAUCUGGAUCCGGCUCUGGCAGGUGAGAACGUGGAUGCGACACUCCCCCUACCGGAGCUGGAGGCGGGCCCUCAUACGCCUUUCAAUGGUACGUUCUUGGAUCCGUUCCCGGCCCUCAGACAUGGCGCACCUGCAAGCCCUCUCAUGCCGCCGCCUGGUCUGUCCCAUCCUCCUCGCUCAACGUUUGAUCUUACACUGCGGCAACCCCUCGAGAGGCAGUCCACCGGCAGCUCUGGCUACACUGGCUCGUUCAACCCGUUUGCUGCGGAGGCAAUCGAGGAAGCGCCCUCUCGGCGCUACUCGCCUUUGGAGGAAGAACGUCAAGUUUCCCGGUUUGGCUUCGCUCGUGGUCGACAGGGUUCAUCUUCCUCUUCGCUGCAUCCUGCUUCACCUUUGACAAACGUGGACAACUCCUCGCACAUGUCUUUCUAUCCUUCAUCUGAACUGGCGUCUCCUGCGAGAGGAACGGCGCCUCAUUGGCCAUUCCAGAGCCGCCACGAGUACAGCCAGAGGACCUCCGCCAUGAGUUCACCCUUGGCUCAGCACGCGCAAGCCGCUCACGUCCAGCAGCAGCCUCCACCUUCUGGCCCAUUCCAGCCCUUUGAAACCGGUGUUAGUGAAGCCCAGUUGUGGGAGCUCAUCAGCUCCAGUCGAGAGCGUGCCUGUCAGUCGCAGAACGGACCGUCUGAUCAAUCUCAGUACAACACGACUCCUAAUCAGCCCUUCAAUGAUCCUGCCAUCAUGUCUGCCAGAAUGGCUUCUCCGGUUUCUCAGCAAGCGACGCCAGAUGGUGGAUUUUCGUAUUCGCCUUCGAUAGAAAGCAUUCCAUCGCAGCAGGUGGCGUUUGGCCCUCCUCCCGGAUUGUCCUUUGGUGAUGGCCCUGCGGCAAGUAUCCCUGGCUCGAUCGGUCAUCAUGCCUACGGGACUGCAAGUGCGUCGGCCUCCGCGUUGGAAGCGUCCAAGACGAGCGGAUCAAUGAAUGUUUCGACGUCCCCCUCCCUUGAGCCUUCUAUUUCCGCCUCCCCCGCCUUGUCAUCUUCGGACUUUCCCGCAUUGUCAGCGGCUGAACCUGCCGCCCGUCGUGAACAGCCGCAAUCUGGAAGUAGCGCCAACGCUGGCUUAGCAGGCAUGGACAGUGCAGCGCAGGUCAAGGCAGAGCGCAAAGCAGCGAAGGCGGCUGAACGCCAACGUAUGCUCCAAGGGAAAGCAGAAGCGAAAGCAGCUGAGAAGGAGAGGAUUGCAGCGCAGAAGGCAGCUGAGAAGGAGAAGGCCGCAGCGCAGAAGGCCGAGAAGGAGAGGCUGGUGCAGGAGAGAGCAGAAAUCGAGAAAGUUGAGAAGGAGAAAGCGGCGCAGGAGAAGGCAGAGAUGGAACGGGCAGAGAAGGAGAAGGCGGAAAAGGAGAAGGAGCGAUUUGAGAAAGAGAGGGCCGAGAAGGAGCGAGCUGUUCAAGCAAAAAAGACAGCUACGUUGAAGGCGUCAAAUGACAACGAUGAGAAGUCGUUGAAGCAGGGUCAAAGCUCCGAGAGGACGCCUCGACGGCCCUCGAAACGUGCAUCCUCUCCGAUCCUUAUUUCAGAGCCUGUAACGCAUGAGCCCAUCCUGGCUAGGAUGACUAAGAAGAACAAGCCCGUCGCGAAACCACUCAGAAUCCCGAAAGAGCAUUCGAGCGCGGACACUGCGUCAGCUCUUCCCUCUGCUGCCACUUCUGAGGCCGCUCCUUCGUUGGAGAUGCGAGGCAUCGAGAGCAGCUCGAACAACUCACGCGCCCAUUCAGUUGAUCGGCUGAUAGCGAACCAGCACACCCGUCUGCAGAAACUCUUGCAAGACCUCGACGCGGAAUUUCCCUACCUGAAUGCCUCGAAGCACCCGUUUUUUGAUCUGCAGAAGAUCAAUCCGACGUCGAAGAUGCCUCUGGAAUAUGGCCCGCUUGUGCACGCCCUGUCCGCGCUCUCAGUCGGUGGCGGAUCGUUCGCGAACAACAUGCCGUCUGGUUCGAUCGACCACGCGGUUUCGUCUUUCCAGCAGCUGUUGGAGACAUUGACGCAAACAAUCUCGGACCUUCUUCGUUUGCUCCCUCGCAAGACAUGGGAUGAUAACUCUUCGUUCGAUGGCGUGCUUCGUGACAUGCUCAAGGGCGACGACUUCUCGGACGACGGAGGCGAAGACCAAAACGGGCACGCGAAGGAAGACGAGGUCGCUGCGCUUACUCUCGCUCUCGAACGCCGAGCGCGGUGGAUGGAGGUGCAGCUUUCGAAGCUGGAGGAGCUCCAUCGAGACAUCAACACCGCUGCCGUGCGCGCGGUGCUUUCUUUCAACGACAACGGAUGGGACAUGCACGGUUUUCUCCCUCGUGUUGGCAACAGUCUGGCGCGCUUUGAUCAGCUAGGCAAGGUCAAUGAGAACGGAGUGUGGAGGAUGAUGACGGCGGACGAGUUGGAGAAGAAGCUGUCGGUGGCGAAGGAGGCUGCGGUUUUUUCAGAGGCGGAGUUACGGGAGUCGAUGCAGCGUCUGCAGGUGCUCAAGCCCGUGCCCAUGGAUGUCUGA